Molecule: messenger RNA, 4008 nt
Organism: Sporothrix schenckii 1099-18
Lineage: Eukaryota; Fungi; Ascomycota; Sordariomycetes; Ophiostomatales; Ophiostomataceae
Exons: 1
Coding region: 1-4008 (1335 amino acids)
Source: RefSeq, a predicted model, not a curated record
AUGCCCACAUUGCUCGCGAGAAAUGGUGCCGGCACGGCCGGAGCUACCAGUGGUGGUCCCGCCAUCAGUCUCGGGGUCAUCAUUGCCAUCGUGAUCAUCGGGACCGUCUUCGUGGCAGUGGCCAGCGGUCUGCUGUGCACAUGGGCUGCCCGGCGGAAGCGUCAUAAGCGCCGCGAGUCCCGCCGCAUGGAAGAGGAAGAGGCCCGCAAGAAGCAGAUGAUGACCGUCACCAUGAUGCGGGACAGCGACGAGGAAGGCCGGCCGGCAGAUGGCCAGCCGGUGGCCGGCGACGCCGCAGCCACAGCGGCGGCAGCGGCCGCUGCCAACUAUUUCCGCCCAGGCGGCGCGAACGUCUCGGACUGUGCCUCGAGCACGUGCUGCUCGCUGGCUUCCACGCGCGAUUCGUUCUCGACCAUGGACGGGGACUUUGAGGGCGCCGGCUUGGUCUGGUGGUGGAUGUGGCGCUGGCGGCGCUUCUGGCACAACCAGCGCCGCUGGGUCCGCCGCCAGAGGCAGCGGGUCCCGGCCGUCCUGGGCCGCACGGGCAGCAACAGCAGUGGCGGCUCGCAGGGCGGCAGCAACGAGAUCAAGCUCCAGAGCCAGCGCAACCACUGCCUGCACAACCACGGCCACCACGGCCACCACCACCAUCGUCGAGGCACGGCUGACGGCUCGCCGCGGAAGCUGCGUCGACGCCGGCCCGAGACAUCCAUUAUUGCCUCGACCAACUCGCUCUUCUUCCCCAGUUUCGCGGGCGAGAACGACAACAACGGCAAUUCCAUUGCCCGCAACGCCGCCAGCGGCGAGAUUGGUCUGCGCGAGCCGCCGCCGACAUUCUCGGUCAUCCGCGCCAACUCGUUCCCGCAGCGCCCGCCACCGCCCUCGGAGCAGCAGCGUCUGCUCGCGCCAAGCAACCAGCCGCCGUCCAACAUGUCCGGCCACAACGGCCCCUGGUUUGCAAACAACGUCAGCGGCAGCGGCAGCCCCAGCCGGUCCUCCAUGGCCAACAUGCCGCCGCGCCCGCAGAAUCCACGCUACCGCCCGCAACAGCCGCCCAACCCGACCCAGCAGCGUCAGCAGCAGCACCAGCAAGGUCCGUCUCUGCAGCCGCCGCCGCCCAUCUCGACCCGGACUCUGCCCCGCCCGCCGCAGCCUGCCCUGAUCAUCCCACGCCAGCCGGAGACGUACAUCCCGCCCGGCGUGCCCUUCCAUCCCAGCAUGCCCGCGCAGCAGCAGCACCAGAUGAUGGUCAUGAUGAUGCAGCAGCAGCAGGUACAGCUCCAGCAGCAGAUCCGUCAACAGCACAUGCUGCAGCAGCAACAAAACCGCCUGUCUCGUUCCGGCAGCAAACACGCGUCCCAGCCAAACUAUGCCACGGAGGCCGCCCUGACCGAGAUCCUGCGCUCUACGGAGCAGCGUCUGGGGCAGCUGCAGGGCCAGCAGCAGCUGGGCAACCUGGGCUCUCUAAAGCGCGCAUCGACGACUGGACCGGCCAAGACGACAGACGCUGCUGCAGCGACUGCCACGGCGACUGCGAUGUCGACUGCUGCGGCUGACGCCGAUAAUGAGUCGAUCAAGCGUGUCUCGCAGACCUCGGGCUCGGACGCCGACAGCAUGGUGGCCGCGCGCAAAAACUCGCGGGAUGGCGAGCAUGGCAAGGACGCCCGCGACAGCAGUCCCAUCCUGGACGCCAUUCCCACGGCCCUGUCCAGCCCCAGCAAGAGCCCCAACAAGAACCGCGUCGCCGCCGGCACACUCACCCAGGCGGCGGGCGGCAGCAGCGUCAUGGCACACCCCAUGAUGCUGCCGGCUCCCGCUGUCCACCUGCCCGCGCCAACCCCAUCCAAUCUCUCCAACUCGUCCCCCGAGACGCGCUCGCCGUCUUCCGCGUACUCGUCCGCGGCCUCGUCUCGCUCGUCGCUCUCGACCGUCUACAGUGUCGACGAGCGGUCCGACAAGGGCACCGUGGCGAGCAGGGCCACGUCCAAGGGCGGCGUGCGUAUUGCCAACAGCGGUGACGACGGCGGCGACGACGACGACGCCCAGAACGACCGCAUCUUGGCCGGUCUGGGCAUCACGUUGACGGCCGACAGCCAGCUGUUUGCGGCCGAGAAGGAUCUGGAGCGCGUCCAGGUGUCCCAUGCCGUCGUGCCAGGCACUGAUGACGCCACGCUGGUCCCGGCAGCUCUCUCGACGCCCAAGUCCCGGGCAUCGCGUGGUAUGUCUGUGAUUGCCGCGGCUGCUCCUGAUCUGCCACCACGGUCACCCAAGCGGUCGGCCGGCACCAUAAAGAAGGCCAACGGCAUCAUGAUCCCGCACAGCUCGAGCGGCAACAACCUUGGCAGCAUGAUGAGCACCAGCGCCAACACCAACUCCCGCAACGGCGCCAACCAGGGCCGCAGCCGCCACCGCCGCAACGGCAGCGUUUGGCAGCAGGCACCGUCCCCGCAGCACCAGCAGUCCGGUUACAAUAUGAUGCACAGCAACAGCCUGCGUUUCACCUUUGGCGGACCGCACAAUAUGAACGGCGCCAACAGCGACAACGAUGACGGGCCAGCCACGCCCUCACAGGUUGUGCGCCGGAUGGCGACGAGCCCCAGCAAGCGUGGUGCGAAUAACGGCACCAGCACAAGCAGCAACAACAGCAAUGCCUCCGCUGCCGACCCCAGCGACGAAAAGACGCCCUCAUCCGCCGUUAGCAUUAUACCGCCGUCGUCGCCCACCGCCUGGCGCAAGUCCGCCGACCGCUCGCUGCUGCAGAGCUCGCCGACGCUGGCGCCCGAGGACGAGCACUCGCUCGUGCCCCACCAUGCGAACCCGCGCACCAGCUGGGGCAACGGUGGUCCACCGCCCAACCCGCCCCGGCACCGCCGCCGCUCACUCAACGAGCGCAUCGAGGCGCUGCAGGCCAUCGAGAGCGAGGAAGCCCAGUUCCGCCGCGCCGUGCGGCCCCUGCCACGGCCGCCGUCGUUUGGCAGCCUGAGCAACCUGACCGCACUCAAUGCCCUGAGCCAGCAGAUGGCGCAGAACCCGCAUGGUUCGUACAGCUUGCAGACGUCCAAAGGUUCGCAGAAGAACGAUAACAGCAGCAGCAGCAAUAACAACAACACCAACAACAACAUGACCGUCAUUUCUGCCGCCGCCGAGCUGCGCCGCAUGAACAGCACCGCUUACAGCGAAGCCUCCAGCUGCUACAGCAACGCCACCUCAGCCAUCGGCCGCUCGCCCGCGUUGGGCAGCGUGCCCUCGUCGGCUGUGCACAUUGCCACGACUGCCUCGGCCAUGGGUCUGACCCAGCCGCGCCGCGCCGCGCGCCGCCGCAACAGCAGUGCCGGUGAGUCCGCCAGUGGCAUGGCCAACCGCAGCAGCGCCGUGGGCAGCCGGCAGUACCUGGCGCUCGGCAAGAAGCGGCUGUCGCAGGUGCCGAGCCACGGCGGUGGCGGCUACGACAAGGAGAACCGUGGUGCCGUGUCGAAGCGCAGCUCGGCUCCUCCGGCUGCGUCGUCGUCGUCGUCGUCAUCGUCUGGAACCGGCGGCGUCUCCUCGCGCCCUCCGCCCCAGCGCACACGUUCGGCCCGCUCCAUGACCACGACCGGCACCGUCCUGCGCCGCGUCGACGAGAACCCGGCAUCGGGCUCGACAACGCCGUCGUCGGGCACCCCCAACAAGACCGGCGGCGCCCUCACGCCCUCGGCCACCGCAGGCUCCCACCUCGGCGUCGUCGCCAACGCCAAUGCCAACGUCAACGCCAACGCAAAUCCGUCGACGCCCAAGGCCAACACAGGCCGUCCGCUGCGCAAGUCGCCGAGCCGCUCGACUCAGGUCGGCACCGCGGCGCUGCCGGCACACGGCAGCCCUGUGAGCAAGCUGCGGGCCCGGUCGACCAUGGGCCCGAGUACGCCGCCGAGCGUGCGGAGCAUGCGGCAGCAGGCAGCAGCGAGCCGGGACAGUCUGGGCCUGUACGACCAGGACGGCUUCCUGCUGAGCUCGCCGGCACGCAAGGUGUAG